Diospyros lotus (date-plum) is the source of this 1634-nucleotide messenger RNA. Its product is annotated as homeobox-leucine zipper protein HAT5-like. Gene Ontology annotation, biological process: positive regulation of DNA-templated transcription. The transcript has 3 exons. The record is from RefSeq and is a predicted model, not a curated record. Bases 409 to 1302 code for a protein of 297 amino acids. NCBI's taxonomy places the organism in Eukaryota, Viridiplantae, Streptophyta, Magnoliopsida, Ericales, Ebenaceae. Gene Ontology annotation, molecular function: DNA-binding transcription factor activity, RNA polymerase II-specific; sequence-specific DNA binding. Gene Ontology annotation, cellular component: nucleus.
CUUUUCAUCAAAUUCCCCCCACAUAGAAGAAAACAAAGCAACAAACAAAACUCUCUCUCUCUCUCUCCACCUCUCUUUCUGUCUAUUUCUUCUUCAUCAUCGCUCUCAACUCGGCUCUCUCUCUGUCUUCUUCAUCAUCUUCUUCUUCGUCUUCCUCUUUUCUGUAAUUUUCCGUUAAGUUGCUGGUGAUGGGCGUGGGCAGCAGCCGGUGUUCCCACACUUCUCACAUCACCGAGAUUAUCAUCACCAGCUUCUUCCGCCAUAAGCUCUGAAUACAUACCAAUUCCAAUAAUAGGAAUCAGAGCAUCCUCGGGUAAGAAUCAAGCCUGGCCAUGCCUGCUUGAGAAAUCAGCUCAUCUCUUCCCCCCCCCCCCCCCCCCCCCAACUUUUGGAAUUCCGGAGUUAAUUAUGGCGGGUCGGCGGAUGCUCUACGGCGGCGCUGCUGCCGCUGGUGGCGCCAGUAGUUCUAUUUUGUUUCAAGGCCAAAGCGUUCCUUGCUCUUCUGAACCUCUUGAUUCUCUCUUCCUUUCUGGCUCCUCCCCUUCUUUCCAUGGUUCAAGGUCCAUGGUUAGCUUUGAAGAUGUUAGUGGGGGCAAAAGAUUGGAGAGGCCUUUCUUCCACUCAUUUGAUCAAGAAGACAAUUUAGACGAAGAAUUGGAUGAGUACUUGCAUCAUCCUGAAAAGAAGAGGCGGCUGACGCCCGAACAGGUCCAAUAUCUUGAGAGGAGUUUCGAGGUUGAGAACAAACUCGAACCAGAAAGGAAAAUUCAACUCGCAAAGGAUCUUGGUUUGCAGCCUAGGCAGGUUGCCAUAUGGUUCCAAAACCGCAGGGCGAGGUGGAAGACGAAACAGCUCGAGAAGGACUAUGAUGCACUGCAGUCUAGCUACAAAAGCCUCAAGGCGGACUACGAUGGCCUCCUUAAGGAGAAGGAGAAACUAAAAGCCGAGGUUCUUCAUCUCACAGACAAGCUAAUCCUCAAAGAGAAAGAGAGCGGGAACUUGAAAUGGUCAGAUACCACCCGGCAAUCAGAAGCGCCACUGCAAGAACCAAUUGCUGAUUCAGUGUCCGAGUGUGACGUGUCCAAAAAUUCAACCCUGGCUUGCAAGCAGGAAGAUUUUAGCUCAGCCAAGAGCGACGUGCUGGAUUCAGACAGCCCUUGCUAUAUCGAUGAGAUCACUCCUCUAGACAGCCCUUGCUAUAUGGAUGAGAUCACUCCUCUCUUCCAGAGCCCGAGCCCGGUGAUUCAUCCUACAUUUUUGAACCUGACCAGUCAGAUCUAUCUUAAGAGGAGAAUAACUUGAGCAUGAACCUGUAGCAUCCCUCAUCCUACAUAUUCCCAAAGAUCGAAGAAGCGGAUUACCCCAACCCGCCUGCAAAUCCUUGUUUCUUUGGGCUCCCGGUGGACGAUCAAUCCUUCGGGUUUUGGUCUUACUAAAGCGUCUUUCUUGAAGUGUUGUUUCUCCAAGCAUGGUAGAGUAGUAGCUUUAUAAAUAAGCAAUAAAUUCAAGCUUGUCAAGGUUUGAGAUGGUGGGUUUUGCCCCUUAUUGUAAUAUGAUACCUUAAUGGGGCUGUUGUCACUGUAACUUGUUUGUUGUGAGGAUUGUGAAGUAAAAUUUGCAAGGUUUGGCUGGAA